GUUCAAUCUUUUUCAACUUCCAAUAUGGUUAGUGGUACCUAUCAGCGAGUAGGAACCAACAAUGAAUUGAAUGGAUUGCUUUUCAAGUAUAAGUUGGCGAAAGCAUUAACUUUAUUGAGUUUGAUGGCAGUUAUUGUGAUGGCUUUGGCCUCUAUAGUGUUUCCAGACAAACUUCAGAAAUUUUUUGGUGACAAUCGAAAUGCUGUCAUUGAUCAUUCAACAAGUUCAUCAACAGAAGAAGAUAAUAAGGUUGCUGUGGAAACUGAUGGUGUCAAGACUGAUACAGAGUGUCGAUUACCUUCAAAGCUCUUCAUCAAAAGCGAAAAAGGGCUAUACUCGCCCCCUGACCCUCAUCCUUCUGUACUUAAAGCUCUUCAAUUUGUUACAGAAGAGGAUUAUAACGCCUACUGUCAGAAUUGGGACCCAUUGAAAGGGUUUACUGAUGUCAUACCAUAUAAUACUCGAGAAGAAUGUGGCAAUUGGCAGAAAAAGUAUCAGGAAUUACACGAACAACGACUAGAACAACUUGAGCGACUCAAGGCAGGAGAUUUCGAAAGCUUUUCGCACGACGAUAAACCUUUAUAUGUAUCGUAUCUUUGUAAAGAGGUACCAACAAAUUCAAAUCGUGGCUGUGGUGGAUUAGCCGAUCGAAUGAGUGGUAUGAUCUCUACGUUUUUUUAUGCAUUGAUUACCAGACGUGCUUAUUUCGCUCACUGGGCAGAUGAAAACCCUAUUCCUUUGGAAAUCUUAUUUGAACAGCCUCACGUCAAUUGGACGUAUGAUCCUAACGAGAUGAGAAGCUUAUUCAAUACUGAAGAUAAUGAACUACUUGGUUAUCAGCAAGUUGAUACUCUUAAUCAAAAAUAUGAUGGACUUGGAACGAUUAUGUUCCCUGAUGGUCCUUCUCAAGAUUUUAAUGAUUUAUGGAAUGCUUCGUAUGUAGAAAUUCGUUCUAAUAGAGCAUAUAUUAUUCGCACAUUUGACUUUUCUUCACGGUAUCCUCAAGAAAUGAAGAAAAUUGGAUUAACCAAAGAGAACGCUUUUGGAUGUCUUGCUGAUUUCUUGUUUCGUCCUACCAUUGGAGCUAGAAGAUAUCUCAACACAUAUCGAGAAUUAUUUUCCCUAAAGAGUGUUCUCAGCAUUGGUAUUCAGAUUCGAACAGACGAUAAAGCAUUGGCCAAUCCACAACAUGAUGAUAAUACGUUGGAAAAAUGGUUUUAUUACUUCAAAUGUGCCAAUGAACUUGCUAUGGCAAAAAGAGAACCACAUCAUAAGCGAAUUGUUUAUUUCCUUGUCACCGAUUCACAUAAAUUACGUGAAGAAUUUGAAGCCAUGAACGACGAUCAUGCUUUACGAUCGAAAUACCUUGGCCAAGCUAGCGAUGCGACAUCUUUGGUCGUUACUAAUUUACCCUUGGAACAUAUUGAGCCCGAUCAAGUAGCAAAGUAUAUUAAUGUGGAAAUACCAGUAGAAGUUAGUAGAGAACGUAUGACACCUGGUGUAAAUAGCGCUCUCAUUGAAAAUUGGCUUUUAAGUUAUACUGAUUAUCGAGUCAUCAGUCCCCAAGGAUAUGGGAAACUGGCUGCAUUCCACUCCAGAAACGAUCGAGCCACUGUUAGUUUACCUAGAUCGUCUCAUAGAGCAAAAUCACUCAACUGUGCUGAUCCCAAACUCUUGGACAUUUAUGAUUAUGACUGGUUAAGUCAUCAAUGGAGUUUAGGUUAGUUGGAUCUGUUAUCAACUACCAUCCGUUCCUACAUCAUUGUUACAUGACAAUUUGUGAUAGAUGAAUUACAAUCAAUAAUAAAAAUAACUUGAUGACAAUAAAAUGUAUAUGUAUGUGUGU
Molecule: messenger RNA, 1846 nt
Organism: Halteromyces radiatus
Lineage: Eukaryota; Fungi; Mucoromycota; Mucoromycetes; Mucorales; Cunninghamellaceae
Exons: 6
Coding region: 25-1725 (566 amino acids)
Source: RefSeq, a predicted model, not a curated record